UUCACUUCUUGAUCUCUGAAGACCAGAGGAAUAAAACCUUUCACUGGGGCUGAGAACACUUCAACAAGAAUCAUGGCCUACCAGUUGAAACUGGCUGAGAAACUUGUUAUUCUUAAUGACAGGGGUCAAGGAGUUCUAGUCAGGAUGAACCAAAUCAAGAAGAUUUGUACGGAACCAAAGCGAAGGCCCUACCACCUUACUGACAAGACCAUGGAUUCAGCAGUCAAAUACAUCAACAGAAAGUUUCCCAAUAUAGACAUCAGAGGAGCCAAUCAACAUAUAAGCAGCAUUCAGAAACAGAAGUCUGCCAUAUUGGAGGGCCUUCAGAGUUACUAUGAGUCUUUCAUAGAUGUCAUGGAGUUCAGGGAUCACGUUUACGAAUUGCUAAACACAAUAGAUGCCUGCCAGUGCUUUUUCAACAUAACUGUCAAUUUUGACCUCACCAAGAACUACCUGGAUCUUAUCGUGACCUACGCAUCAGUCAUAUUCAUGUUGUCCCGCAUUGAUGACAAAAAAGCCCUUGUGGGAAUGUACAACUGUGCAUACGAGAUGUCCAAUGGAAACAGUGACCCUGCAUACCCUCGACUCGGACAGAUGUUCUUGGAGUAUGAUCAUCCCUGGAGAAAACUUUCAGAGGAGUUUGGUCCCCACACCAAGUCCGUGACCGAGGCUCUUCUGUCACUGCAUCUGGUGUAUCCGCGGAGGAAUCUGUCAGCUGAACAGUGCCGUAGUGCUCAGCUUUUGUCACUGCUGGCUUCUCCUGCAGCCAUGCUCAACCCUGUAUGCUGUGAAACCAUGGCGUGUGAGUAUUUAUCCAUGGAGGUGAUGGAACGCUGGAUCCUCAUGGGAUUCCUGCUAUGUCACACUAGUUUAAAUACAAACCCUGGCUCUCAGAGUUUAUGGAAGAUGGCUCUUCGUAAUGGCCUGUACAUCACAGUGAUCAGAGACGAGGUUCUGAACAUACACAAGCUCUCGGAGGACUUCUUCGAUACUUUCAAAGGAUAUAACAAGCGGGUUGCAGACAUCAAAGAAUGCAAAGAAAUUGUUCUUGCUAACUGUGGGACAUUUCGAAGAGAGAAAAGAAACUUCCUGAGAAAUGCCUUGAAAGAACUUACAAAGGUUUUGGAGGAUGAACCAGCACUGCUUGGUCCCAAGGCGUUAUUUGUGUUCAUGGCUCUGUCGUUCUCCCGUGAUGAAGUGCUCUGGCUUGUGCGUCAUGCUGAGAACAUCACCAAGACCAAGACGCCUGAGGAUUAUGCAGACUCACAUCUGGCAGAGCUCCUCUACUUCAUGGAGAAGCUGCGUUCACUGCUGGUCCAUCACAGCUAUGUUAUACAGCGCUAUCAUCUUCAGUACCUGUCACAGUUUGAUGCUCUAGUGUUGAACGACACCAUUCAGGGGAUGAAUGUCUGUCCAGAGGAAGAAUCAGUCCUUCUCUCAUCAUUUGUCUCAACUCUGUCUGCAAUGACUCUCAAGAACUUAGAUGGAGGUGGAGAAUUUGACCUAAAACCAUUCAGAUUGGAUUGGUUAAGACUCCAGGCUUAUACGAGUACUGGCAAAGCUCCUCUGGCACUGAAGGACUACCCUGAUCUUGCAAAGAUCAUGAACAUGGCCCAGUUUCAUACCAGGAUGAUGGACAAUGUCAAUGAACUCCUGUUUGAAACAGCUGAUCUCUCUAUUCUCUGUUUCCAUGCACGUGUAUUUGAGAAGAUGUUCUCUCAGAGCUGUGAGGACGUCUACAUGCAGCGAUACCUCAUGUCUUACCCCCUCGUCUGUUCACAUUUCAGUCAAUGUCUCCACCCACUGUGUCCAGAAGAGACUGAAGUCAUGGAGCAGCAAACUUUGAAGCUAUGUGUGACCUUCCUGGAGGAGAUCGCCCGGCAGACAUGUACUGUUGUGUUGGACAUUUGUGCUGAACAGUGUAACCUGAAUGAGAAGCUAUUGCCCAAACACAGCGCUGAGAAGAUUAGUACAGUACGCAAUAAAAAGCUAAAGAAACAAGUACCAAAGAAAGGAGAGGUGCUGAAGGAGAAACCAGGAACAGAAAGUCUCAGGAAGGACAGAGCUGUCGUCACAAACCUGGAUAAGAUGCACCAGAUGCUAACAGAGCUGUGCACCUCUUACAGUAUGGGUGCUGAUUUCACAGUGUUUAAACACAUCCUUGUACCUGCCGAGUUCCUGCUCUCACAGCUGGAGAUGAGACUCACCAAGGUGAUUGUACAGAUGGCCAGUUAUAAUCCAAGCACUCACGACAUUGCCCGACCCUCCGACCUUCUGUGUGGGAUUCAAGCAUACAUCUCCAGUCUGCACAGCCUUAGCUGCUACAUCAACAUUGAUGUUUCACGGCUGGUGAAAAGCGUGCUGUUGCAGCAGACACAGCCGCUGGACUCGUACGGAGCGCAGACCAUCACAACGCUCUAUACAAACUGGUUUCUGGAGGGUUUGUUGCGGCAGGCUAGCAGUGCUCUUAUAGUUCACUGUCCUACCACACAGUGCUUUAUAAAUCAAAAUAUUGAGAAUGAGCAGAGCUUUAACGCUGAGGAAUACUCUGACAUUUGUGAGUUGCGCUCUCUGAGUGAAUUGAUUGGCCCGUAUGGACUGAAGUUUUUAAAUGAAAACCUCAUGUGGCACAUUAUAUCUCAAGUUGGAGAAAUGAAGAAACUUGUAAUUGACAACAUGGAUGUUUUAGUGCAAAUGAGAGCAAAUUAUGAGAAUCCUGAAGCAAUGAGCGUUCUUCAGAAGAAACUGACAGGCUGUGAGAAUGUGCUGAAGAGAAUGACCAUUGUCGGUGUCAUUCUGUCUUUUCGAUCUAUGGUUCAAGAUGCUCUGGAAGAGAUUAUGGGCAAGCACUGCCAUUUUCUAAUGAGACCCAUCAAAUGUCUAAAGGACUCAAGUUACACUGACACUGACAUCAAGGUGGCACUGGAUGUGUAUGAGAUGGCAUCUGCGGCUGGAUUGUCAUGUGACAUCGACCCUGCACUGGUUGCAGCUAUUGCAAACAUGCUGACAGACAACACGUCCAUUGAGGAUGAGUUUAAAAUCAGCUGCCUGCUUCUGGUCUAUAUAGCUGUGUCUCUACCCACCCUUUGUCAAGACCCAAACUCAUUCUACAGGCGAGAACAUGGAGGUCACCAGAACAACAUCCACUGCUUGGCCACAGCGGUGAAUCAUCUGGCUGCUGCCAUGUUCACUGUCCAGAGGAAGAGCAUCCAGAUGCACCUUGAAGAGUUUCUUAAGGUGGCAUCAUCAGUUUUACUGCAGCUUGGUCAGAGUGAGGAGCGAGUGGAAACGAAGAACCGAGAUUCGGUUUAUCUCCUCCUACACAUGAUAGUGCAGGAGUCACCAUUUCUCAGUCAGGACAUACUGGAGAAGUGUUUCCCAUACGUGCUUCUGCGAAACGCUUACAGAGAGGUGCACCAGAUCUUCAUCCACACCACAGGAUAAAUGGAGUGACUAUGUAUCAUCAGUAUAAUGAAAAAAACUGCGCACAUAAUUACCAUUAAUGUUAACAAGCGCUGCUUAAGGUGAUGUUCAGCUAUUUUGUCAUUGUUUAAUCUGCUCCUUAACCUUGCACCUCAAAAAGCUGUGUGUUUAUUAUGACUUGUUUAGUGUAAUAACAAUGUUCUUUUUCACUGUUAGAUUUAAACUAGAUUCUAGUGGACCUGAAAAAGUAAACUGUAGAGAAUAUCAAAAGCUAUUAAAAUUGAGAAUUUGAACUUGUGUUAUUAGGCUGUAGAUGGUCAAACAUGGUCUGCUGGGCACUUUUAUCUGGUCUGUUUCAAAUGUACGAUAUUACAUUUUACUGCAUUAAGUAAAAAUUUCGGUCCAAAUCACUCAUUUCACACAAUAAAAAUUAAAUCCAAUAGAUCCCGCUAUUCACUUCACUGCUUACAGUUUGGCAGGUGUUAAUGAAAGAUCAGCAGGGCAAAAAUAUUAUAGUCGCAAUAGAAUGGAAAAGCAAAUACUUCAUCAGUAUCAGACAUGAUUGUAUAUAUGAUUUUCCAAGAAAAUGUAACUUACAUGUGCAGUAAAACCAUAGUAACAGCAAAUUUACUAAGGUAUACAACUAGAGUAACUAUUUAGCUAUGAAAAUGAGUUUUGCCUUUAAGCAGCAUUUCUGCAGGAUUUAUGUCAAUUCCAGACCAGUGUGUGAUGCAUUUCAAGAGAAACAAACCAACAGCAAUGCGAAAGACAUAUGGAAGUUGGGAAAAACCACCUUAUUCCGACAUAUAUUCAUUUUCAACUGAUUAUGGAACUGUGAAAUAUGUUACUUUUUGUUUCUAUAAAUAGAAAAUGUAUAAAAAGUCUAAAUACUGUGGAAGUGGUCUCUUGUUUUCUUUCGCAGUUAUAGUUCGACCAUUUGUCAAUUAUGGUAAAAAACGAAGUGGGUCUUGUUUGAAAACAUGAAAACUUGUACAUUUGCUACUGUGGUUUUAAUUAAUUUUGUACUAAUGGUGAAUAACUGAUAUUUUUUAUGAACAUCAUCAUCAUUGUUUUCUACUUUGACUUAUCAUUGUUGUUUGCAACAAAAUUGUGACUUGUAGGUUUUAGAUUUUUUACCUAAAUGCUGUUUAUUGUUGAUUUGUUUUUAAUUUAGGAAUAAAUCUAAUUCAAAUUUAUUCUCAAAUCAAACUCUUUUAAAUCAACUUUCCAAUUUAAAUAAAUAAAUGAUAAAAUACAGUUCUGGGGACUGUCAGAAUUUG
Triplophysa dalaica is the source of this 4703-nucleotide messenger RNA. RefSeq names its product NCK associated protein 1 like (gene nckap1l). The coding region runs from base 73 to 3444 and encodes 1123 amino acids. Lineage: Eukaryota; Metazoa; Chordata; Actinopteri; Cypriniformes; Nemacheilidae. The record is from RefSeq and is a predicted model, not a curated record. Gene Ontology annotation, cellular component: SCAR complex. The transcript is spliced from 31 exons. Gene Ontology annotation, biological process: cell projection assembly; cell morphogenesis; cortical actin cytoskeleton organization.